Laetiporus sulphureus 93-53 is the source of this 948-nucleotide messenger RNA. RefSeq names its product tryptophan synthase beta subunit-like PLP-dependent enzyme. The coding region runs from base 1 to 948 and encodes 315 amino acids. Gene Ontology annotation, molecular function: threonine deaminase activity; L-serine ammonia-lyase activity. Gene Ontology annotation, biological process: L-threonine catabolic process; L-serine catabolic process. Lineage: Eukaryota; Fungi; Basidiomycota; Agaricomycetes; Polyporales; Laetiporaceae. The transcript has 7 exons. The record is from RefSeq and is a predicted model, not a curated record.
AUGGCCGACUCAGACAGAGACCCUGAAAAGCUCUGGCUCGAGACGCCUCUGGUGUACUCUCCACAUAUAUCCGCAAGGCUGGGAUAUAUACCACGAUCAUCCUUGUAUCACACAGACCCUCCAACCAUCGCAAUCCUUCAAGUACCGCGGAAUAAUGCCGGCCUAGCCGUCGCUUGUGUGAGCAAAAGGCUGGGGGCACGAUGCACCGUGUACUUGCAUGAAGGCGUCAGCGCAUCUACGAUCGAUUUCUUACAGCGAGAAGGGCGGAGGGUGAUGGUGCCGCCGCAUGACGACCCCACUGGUAUCGCUCGCCAGCUCCCACCGGGAAUCAAGCCUGAUGCUGUCUUCUGCAGCGUCGGCGGAAGAGGGCUGGCCGGAGGCAUAAUGUACGGCUGCAAAUCUAUUGGAUGGGAUGACGUGCUCCUUGUCGCAUUGGAGCCAACCGGCUCCAACUGCUUCUACCACGCGCCGGCGUCCAGCACUCUCCCAGAAGACAUUUGCGUAGAGCAUAAUGCCAUUCACAAUGUGGAAGUAGCUCACCUAUCCAAGUUGACUUCCCGGGCCAUUUCCCUCGGAGCUUCCUCUCCCGCAGCAACAGUCGUGAAGAUGGCACUGAAGAGAAGCGGAGGUGCCGAAAGCGUGUGCAUGCCUGACGAGACGAUUAUGCAAGCUGCACUUCUCUUUGCAGAAGAGUACAAGGUGCUAGUGGAGCUUGCUUGCGCAGCCACACUCACCCCUGCAUACAAACCGGAUUUAUUCAACAAGCUUUCACCACCGUCGUCAACGACGACACCGAGAACGGCAGUCUUCAUUGUCUGUGGCGGGUUCAAGAUUUCGUUGGAGGGGAUGGAAGAGUACAAGAAGCUUCUUGAGGCAGACGCAGAGCGCGGUGGACAGUGGACAGUGCUGUGCCAUGGCGAGCAAUGGGACGUCACGGUGGAGAAAUGA